Pelobates cultripes (western spadefoot toad) is the source of this 471-nucleotide messenger RNA. Lineage: Eukaryota; Metazoa; Chordata; Amphibia; Anura; Pelobatidae. The record is from the annotation of a GenBank genome assembly.
AUGCACUGCCUCCACUAUCCACUCUCCCUUCCCCCCCUCCACCUCCCAUCCCAGUUGGCUUUUACCUUCCUGCCCUCCAAACUCAACACCUUCAGCCUGAAGCACAGCGCCUGUAGGAACAACAGAUACUCUUCCCAACACGGCACCGUCCACAAAACCUCAAUGCGACCAGAAGGAUUAAAACAUCGUUGCCAUCCUUUCGCCCCGGUCCAGCAGUUACACCCCCAGUUUACCAACUAUACCCACUGCAGACAUCACGCUAGCUCACUAGACUUCUACCCCCUGCAAUUUCCACCCCCCCCAUACCACACACCAACCCACAGGCAGACACGAAAGUUAAAUAUCACCCAACUGUACACCUAUCAGGGAUACACUCAGCUAGGUACAGCCUACACAUGCCCAGGGACGACACCUGUAGGAUACUGCAUCCAACCAACCACACGGUUGCCAUAUGUCAUAUCACUCUUUUAG